GGCUCCAGAAGAAAUCAAGUCUGCAAUAAAAAAAAGAUGGGUAUUCAAAGUGAAAUAAAAAUUUUAAUAAAAGAUAAAGACUUCACUGAAAUUGAUGACGAUGUAUUGGAAUUUUACUGCAAAUCUAAAGAAGAACCUUAUUUGAGAAUAUUUUUAGAUUCUGAUCCGAUUUCCGAGACCUUAGCUCCUUUGGACAUAUUGUCAGAUUCCACUAUAAAGGCAAUAUGUGAUAAUGAUAUAUUUGAUGGAACUAAUAGCUCUACAUCUACGUUAUCAAUUAGCUCCAGAAUGGAAAAUAUAUCAGAUGUAGAUGAUCUACAGACACAAAUUAUUCGUGGUGGUGGGCAGUACAUAAUAGACCAGUACCAGAAGAAUAAAAUGUUGACUGACAGAAGCAGAAUACAGUUAGUAAACAUAGUUGCAAAUGUGCUUUAUGAAAAAUAUGGGAAUGCAGUACCCAAGAGCGCAAAAAUGGAGUGCGCAAAAAAAUUAGUUGAAAUUUUCCCAAUGUACAAAAAUUUGGAAAGUUCUACAGGGGGUUUCAGGGGAGUAGUUGUUUUCUGA
This is a messenger RNA of Leptinotarsa decemlineata (Colorado potato beetle), 564 nucleotides long. RefSeq lists its product as uncharacterized. The record is from RefSeq and is a predicted model, not a curated record. NCBI's taxonomy places the organism in Eukaryota, Metazoa, Arthropoda, Insecta, Coleoptera, Chrysomelidae.